UACUCGUACGUAUCCGAUUGGUGGGCAAAUUUGCCCUUCCCCUAUGUUAAAAAAAUCAAGACUAACUGUCAACUGUCGUAGUCAUUCAGUAUUCCGGUUAUUGCUUUUUAAUCAUUAUUCAAUUUUGGAAAGUUGAAAACUCUGAAUAACACUGUUAUUAAAUAUCAGAGUUGUAUGCCUUGUGGAUAUAGCAAUGAAUUGUAGGAUAAGAACUCUCAUCCUGGUGGUUUUAUUAAUAGGUGGAGUAAUAGGUGAUAAUGCUGAUGAUGAUGACAUAACAGUUGAAACAGUAGAUGAGUCAGUUCCUGAUGUUGCUUAUGAAAGCCCAGUCCCAUUAGAUCCCAAGAAAGUGUACUUCGCAGAACAUUUUGAUGAUCCUGCACUAUUUCAAAAGCGAUGGAUUAAAUCUCAAGCUAAAAAAGAAGGAAUAGAAGAAGACAUAGCAAAAUAUGAUGGACAGUGGGAAGUAGAAGCUGCAACAAAGGAUAGCUUACCCAAUGACAGUGGUUUGGUACUCAAAACUAAAGCCAAACAUGCAGCGAUUUCAGCGCAUCUAUCAAAGCCGUUUGUGUUUGCGGAUAAGCCAUUGAUCUUACAGUAUGAAGUACUGUUACAAGAAGGCCAAGAAUGUGGAGGAUCUUACUUAAAAUUACUAAGUGAAGGUCCAGAAUCCAAGAAUCUCAAUAAUUUCCAUGAUAAAACUCCCUACACCAUUAUGUUUGGGCCUGAUAAGUGUGGAAACGAUCAUAAAUUGCAUUUUAUCUUCAGGCAUAGAAAUCCAUUGAAUGGUAGCAUCGAAGAAAAACAUUGUCAGAAGCCAAAGGAACGCCUAGAGGAGUACUUUUCCGAUAAACUUCCCCAUUUAUACACCUUAGUUCUAAAUCCAGACAAUACUUUUGAAAUUUCCGUAGAUAAGAAAGUAGUAAACUCUGGAAGUCUACUUGAAGAUUUCGUACCUCCAGUAAAUCCUCCAGCCGAAAUCGAUGACCCUAAUGAUAAAAAACCAGAAGAUUGGGAUGAGAGGGAGAAAAUUCCAGAUCCUGACGAUAGAAAACCAGCUGAUUGGGAUGAAGAUGCUCCACCACAAAUAUUUGACGAAUCAGAGUCGAUACCAGAAGGUUGGUUAGAAAACGAGCCAACUCACGUUCCAGAUCCAGAUGCUAUAAAACCAGCAGACUGGGACAGCGAUAUGGAUGGUGAAUGGGAACCACCAUUGAUAGAAAAUCCAGCAUGCAAAGCUGCCGCAGGAUGUGGACAUUGGGAACCCCCAUUGAUCAAUAAUCCAAGUUAUAAAGGUAAAUGGAGACCACGUCUCAUUACCAAUCCUAACUAUAAGGGAAAAUGGAGGCCUAAGAAGAUUCCAAAUCCAGAUUAUUUUGAUGAUCAACAUCCAUUCAAGAUGACCACUGUGUCUGCCGUUGGUUUAGAGCUUUGGUCGAUGUCUCAAGAUAUUCUUUUUGAUAAUUUACUCAUAACAGAAGAUAUAACUAUAGCCAAUAAAUGGGCUUCUGAUACCUUUGACAAGAAACGUCAAAAAAUUGCCAAGGAUUCGGAAAGCUUUGUUCAAAGGUUAGCUAGCCUUACUAACGAAUAUCCAUUCCUAUGGGCGGUUUACAUUCUUGUCCUUGCUGUACCUGUAAUAUUUAUUUUGUACCUUUGCUGUAAACCCAGUUCCUCUGCUAGUCAGAAACAGGAAAGAGAGGAACUCAAUAAAGCGGCAGAAACAAAAAAGACUGAUGAAUUGACUGAGGGAGUCGAGGAAGAGAAUGAAGCACCUGAAGCUGAAGAGGAGGAAGGCGAUGACGAAGAACAAGAGAAAAAUUCUGAACCUGAUUCAGAUAAUGAAACUGCGGAGCCUGAAGAGGGAGAAAAGAGCCAGCCUUCAGGAGACGGUACGAGAAAGAGGAAAGUCAGAAAAGAAUAAAAAGCGAUUGGAUUGAAUCGCAUUAUGUUCGUGUAUAUUUUCGUCAACACCAAAAAAGAAAAAAUAGAACUUUUUCUAAAUUAUUGAUGUGUACGAUUGUAGCUGAAUUCUCAUUACGUUUUAUUUAAAACUGUAUCGUCACUAGGUAUCACCUUGUAUAUGUUCUUUUCGUUCCAAGACUUGUAUAUACUACACAUAAAAAGAUGGAGGAAUUGCGUUUUAUUUAUUAUUACUUCUAGCCAAUAGACAAAUUAUAAAUUCACUUUUUUACAUAGUAGAAAUAAAAAUGUUUGUAAUCUUAAUUAUUUGAACACUUUAAAUGAGCAUGGGCUUUAAAAAAGUCAAAUGUUUGCCAAUCAAUGAACAUUGAUUAGUUUGAGAUCAGUUUGAUUAAAUUUUAAGAAUAAAAAUUAGAUUUUUUACGGAUAUUUAACCAAAUAUGGAAGAUUUCUUUAUAAAUGGGAUUAUUCGACAAUUAAGUUUGAUACUACAGUAAAACCUACGCGUGCCUACGCUAACCGAAAUAAUUGUGGGGGGGGGGGGGGUCGAAUUUCGGAUAAAAAUAACAUUGUUUUUUGUAUUCUUCUUGUACCAAAUUACAUUUGGUCAAAGUUAGUAUUAAAAAGGACUAUGACGUGAUUGCGUUCUUUAGUUGUUUGAAAGCAAUGUUGACGAUGUUGAAAAAUUAACAUUAAAUUGUUUCGAUAACGUUUUGCGAUAAAAAUUUACUUUUUAUUGACAAAAUUAUUGAAACUUUCAGCCGUUUCGUUUAAAAACGAUUUUUCGAUUAAAAAGGUUUCGGUUAACGGAGGUUUUAUUGUAAUAUGUUUAAUUUAAUCAUAUUUCUGUAUGGACCAAUAUGUAUUUAUUAGUUGUAAUUUAAACACGGUAUACCUUGUUUAUUGUAAACAGGUUGUGACAUAAUUUGCUGAUACAAUUUUCAGAUGCAAAAAAGAAAAAAGACAUUACUAUAACAUUUGCUUGUGAGCAAAUUAUUUGAACAAUUGGUAUUUUGCACAUUUGUAUCGAAUCAUAACUUCUAAGAAAUAACUUCUAAUCGUAUUUGCAUAACUUAAUUAACGUGGAUGAAAUGAAUAAGUGGAACAUUUUUAUCGAUAAUUGGUAUACGUUUUUUGUGGUUGUCGAAUUUUCCGAUUUAUAGAAAAUAUUGCCAUUUCCUGUUUUUUAUGCCAUUAAUAUCUCAUUUAGUACGUACUAUUUCUUAUAAGAAACGGUUUCCUCGGUGUACUAUCUCUUUUAGUAUGUUUUAUUAGUAUUUGAAUUUUAUUUUGUAUUGUUAAAAGAAAACCGAUUUCUGUGGAUACUUCGACCAAUAAAAAUGAUACCAAUAUAAAA
Messenger RNA from Diabrotica virgifera virgifera (western corn rootworm), 3280 nucleotides. RefSeq names its product calnexin. Gene Ontology annotation, molecular function: calcium ion binding. Bases 194 to 1924 code for a protein of 576 amino acids. Gene Ontology annotation, cellular component: endoplasmic reticulum membrane; endoplasmic reticulum. Lineage: Eukaryota; Metazoa; Arthropoda; Insecta; Coleoptera; Chrysomelidae. The transcript is spliced from 10 exons. The record is from RefSeq and is a predicted model, not a curated record. Gene Ontology annotation, biological process: protein folding.